CGCCGGGCGCGAUGGAGCCGAGGCGCGGGGCGGCGGCGCUGCUGGCGCUGCUGUGCGCGGGCUGUGCGCUGCGCCCCGGGCGCGCCCAGUACGAGCGCUACAGCUUCCGCAGCUUCCCGCGGGACGAGCUGAUGCCGCUGGAGUCGGCCUACCGGCACGCGCUGGACCAGUACAGCGGCGAGCACUGGGCCGAGAGCGUGGGCUACCUGGAGAUCAGCCUGCGGCUGCACCGCCUGCUGCGCGACAGCGAGGCCUUCUGCCACCUCAACUGCAGCGCGGCGCCCGAGCCCGCGCCCGCCGCCGGCCGCGCCCGCUACGCCGAGCUGCGCCUCUUCGGGGGCCUGCUCCGCCGCGCGCACUGCCUCAAGCGCUGCAAGCAGGGGCUGCCGGCCUUCCGCCAGUCGCAGCCCAGCCGCGACGUGCUGGCCGACUUCCAGCGCCGCGAGCCCUACAAGUUCCUGCAGUUCGCCUACUUCAAGGCAAACAAUCUUCCGAAAGCCAUCGCGGCUGCGCACACCUUUCUACUGAAGCAUCCCGAUGACGAGAUGAUGAAGAGAAACAUGGCGUACUACAAGAGCUUGCCUGAUGCUGAGGACUAUAUCAAAGACUUGGAGGCCAAGUCGUAUGAGAGCCUGUUCAUCCGAGCAGUGCGGGCGUACAACGGCGAGAACUGGAGAACGUCCGUCACAGACAUGGAGCUGGCCCUUCCUGACUUCUUCAAAGCCUUUUAUGGGUGUCUUGCAGCCUGUGAAGGCUCUAGGGAGAUCAAGGACUUCAAGGAUUUCUAUCUCUCCAUUGCAGAUCACUACAUAGAAGUCCUGGAGUGCAAAAUACAGUGUGAAGAAAACCUCACCCCGGUGAUAGGAGGCUAUCCUGUUGAGAAGUUUGUGGCCACCAUGUAUCAUUAUUUGCAGUUUGCUUAUUAUAAACUGAACGACCUGAAGAACGCAGCCCCCUGUGCCGUCAGCUACCUGCUCUUUGACCAGAACGACAAGGUCAUGCAGCAGAACCUGGUGUUUUACCAGUAUCACCGGGAGAAGUGGGGCCUCUCGGACGAGCAUUUCCAGCCCAGGCCUGAAGCAGUUCAGUUCUUUAACGUGACCACGCUCCAGAAAGAGCUGUAUGACUUUGCUAAGGAAAACGUAAUGGAUGAUGAUGAGGGAGAGGUUGUGGAAUACGUGGAUGACCUCUUGGAGAUGGAGGAGACCAGCUAGUCCGCAGCAACCAAAGUGACUUCCCCUCGAUGUUCAGGAAACACAAGAUUCUUUGUCCAACUUGUUCUCAAUGUGCCAGGUUGUUGAUACCUCAAAGCCUCCCCUUCACCCUGUGAAGUGAAAGGGAAGCCCCCAUCUCUCUCACUCCACGUAACUAGGGGUCAGCCUACCUUUUCCGUGUUCACACUUGUCUUCCCAUCUUCACACUUGCUUUCCCUAUAUUUGGACCUCUCUUCCCAUGGUCACACCUGCCUUCCCCAUUUUACUUGCCUUUCUCACCAUUCUGGCUGGAAGGAUAGUCUUCCAUGGCUUGUUUGUUUUUUCCCUCCAGAAAAAUCAGUAUUAUUUUUUAAAUAAGAAAAACACUCCUAAAAGAUGAUUGUUGUGAAAACCUACUUUGGCCUCUCUUCCAGAUUUUGUUGUUAUUGUUAGGUGCUGUCGAGUCAGUUCCGACUCAUAGCGACCCUAUGUACAACAGAACAAAACACUCCCCAGUCCAGAUUUUCAUCUCCCUUUUCCCAUCCCCUGGUCAGGAAAGAUGGUGGAGGAUCAGAGCUAAACUUCUCCAAGCCUUAUGAUGGUCUUCACUCAAUCUAACUUGCCCCAUUUUGGCACCCACUGAAAAAUGAGUUGGAUAGACAGUGUAGAAUGCAGAAAAAUAGCUUUUGCCCAACAUUUUUGCACUCCAGUCUUACAAUGGUUGGUUGUUCCCACUUGAAGACAUUGCUGAGUUACAAUGCUCAGAGCUGGAAAUGGAAGAAAACCAGAGGGUGUCUAGUUUGAAUUCAGCUUUUCAAUAAAUAUUUUUUUAGCAACUAUUAUGUGCUAGGCCGUGACCUGUGCACUGGAGCUACUGCACAGAAUAACAGACAAAAAACCCGAUGCCGUUGAGUCAAUUCCGACUCAUAAUGACCCUAAGUUUUUGUCUGUUAUUCUGUGCAGAUACCAGACCCAUUGCUGUUGAGUUAAUUCCAACUCAUAGCAACCCUAUAGGACAGAGUAGCAUUGUCCCAUAGGGUUUCCAAGGCGCAGCUGGUGGAUUCGAACUGCCAACCUUUUGGUUAGCAGCCGAGCUCUUAACCACUGCACCACCAGGGCUCCUCUGUGCAGAUACUGCACAGAAUAAAGUAUGAAAGUACUCAUCACGAAGCUUAUUCUUCAGGGAGAGACUGACAACAAAUAAACCAGAAUAAAUACAUACAA
Molecule: messenger RNA, 2417 nt
Organism: Loxodonta africana (African savanna elephant)
Lineage: Eukaryota; Metazoa; Chordata; Mammalia; Proboscidea; Elephantidae
Gene: CRTAP
Product: cartilage associated protein
Exons: 7
Coding region: 12-1214 (400 amino acids)
Biological process (GO): collagen fibril organization; peptidyl-proline hydroxylation to 3-hydroxy-L-proline
Cellular component (GO): endoplasmic reticulum
Molecular function (GO): collagen binding; protein binding
Source: RefSeq, a predicted model, not a curated record